Molecule: messenger RNA, 218 nt
Organism: Rotaria sp. Silwood1
Lineage: Eukaryota; Metazoa; Rotifera; Eurotatoria; Philodinida; Philodinidae
Source: the annotation of a GenBank genome assembly
GUAUGCCAAAAGAAGUAUCAAUUAGUGAAAAGAAUGAUUGUGUUGAUCGUGUUAUUAGUGAACUUGGUCUUGAAGGUUGUGCUAAUACACGUGUGGGUACAGAAUAUCUUCGAGGUAUCUCUGGUGGUGAAAAGAAACGAACUUGUAUUGGCAUGGAAUUAGUUUUAUCACCUAAGAUCUUGUUUCUUGAUGAACCAACAACAGGCAAGACUAUAUAA